AUGCUGGCCGGCAACUUCUGGAGCAGCGACGAGUUCUACAACCACACGGGCGUUGAUCUCAUUCUCACACUGGAAAGCUGGGCGUGGAGUCCAGCCAUGAACGCCUUGCUCCAUGAUCAAGUCGUGCACCGUCGUUCAACUUGGCAAGACAAGUACGACAGCGAUGACCUCCGGACCCUUUCAGAGAUCUAUGACCAGGCCAACGCGACGCACACUCGCCAGCGGAGGGUCUCAGUUGUCAGGAGCGCGUACGACCGCCUGGACCACGGCACGAACAUUCUCGACACAUUCUCAGGGACCACCUACCUGCCGACGGCCUGA
This is a messenger RNA of Acanthamoeba castellanii str. Neff, 321 nucleotides long. RefSeq lists its product as uncharacterized. The transcript has 2 exons. Bases 1 to 321 code for a protein of 106 amino acids. The record is from RefSeq and is a predicted model, not a curated record. Lineage: Eukaryota; Discosea; Longamoebia; Acanthamoebidae.